CCUAGCGGUCAAAUAGUAACAUCACACAUCGACCCAUUUAAUGCUGAGGACCAAUGAAAACGCCGUACGUUUUCUUAGCGCGGGAAAGAAUGAUGUCGACAACUACAUAGGUAAACUACAGGGAAAAGGCGAAGACACACACCCCACGGAAGCCAGUUUUGAGACGUCGUUUUCGCAUAGUUUGUCAUUUCAUCUUGGCUAAUAUCCUUCGAGGUGCUAUGGCUACAGAACGGAGUCCUGAAAUAUGUGUGAAUGUCCCGGAUGUAACGUUGUCAACGCCAAAGGGGAAGGACUUCUCUACAGCUAAAGGGGCUCAUAAAAGGACCCCAUACUCGGGACACACAAAAGUCCAUUCCAGCUUCAAAUCACCUGUCCAGACCUCCAGUACUGGCCCUGCCAAGCCUGAAGAAGAGAUAGAGGAACUGAAGAAGAGACGCGCAGAGUUAGACUCUGAGAUUACACUGUUGGAGAAAGAUGGGAUCAGAGUUGAUGAGUUGGAGCAGCACAUCGACUUGCUACAUGAGUACAACGACAUCAAAGACAUCGGACAGUCACUAGUAGGCAGGAUAGCCCUGAGAGGAGUGACCACACGAGACCUGUACGGCCAAUUUGGGCUUGAGCUGGAUGACUGAGGGAGAGCGACUGGGUGCCCAUCCUAUGCUCUGCCCCCUCCAGAACAAGAAGGGGGGGGGGCUAAGUUGCGUUCUUCAACAGUCUUUUCUUUGGUGGGUGUUUGGCGCGGUAUGGCCUAAUCCAUAUCGGUAUAACCAUGUGUGUAGGCAGCACACCGUACACAAUUGCCCUCUGGGCCAACAACAAAAGUGGAAAUUCAGAACAGUAGAGUCUAGAAUUAAUUGUUGCACAUCGUUCUCUUCUACUAACCCCCCCCCCCCUGUUUUAUGGGUCUUGACAAAGAACUAAGAGAACGGAUGAAUCUUAACUUCAAAACGGAAUCUACUUGCUCUCCUACAUUGCACUCAUAUAAUCGAGUAAUGCAUUUAUUUCCAUUAAGUAUAGUAAUGGUGCAUACUCUGCUUCGGAAGUGCAAGGGAAAACCGACUUUCAAACUAACAUCUGCUCUAUUUCCAAAUGUAGUGCUGGCAAGUUUAUUAGUAAAACAAAUGUUUUACUUCGUAAAUGUAUUAUAUUUGCACAUUUAAGUUCUGGCAAGUUCCAAUAAAAUAACUAUUUGUGCAGUAUGUUUUGUGUUUGACUGCAUGUUCAGAGAUAAAGUGAAUUGUCCCGCCA
Molecule: messenger RNA, 1248 nt
Organism: Oncorhynchus keta (chum salmon)
Lineage: Eukaryota; Metazoa; Chordata; Actinopteri; Salmoniformes; Salmonidae
Gene: swi5
Product: SWI5 homologous recombination repair protein
Exons: 5
Coding region: 219-632 (137 amino acids)
Biological process (GO): double-strand break repair via homologous recombination
Cellular component (GO): Swi5-Sfr1 complex; Swi5-Swi2 complex
Source: RefSeq, a predicted model, not a curated record